Messenger RNA from Aedes aegypti (yellow fever mosquito), 646 nucleotides. Its product is annotated as cuticle protein CP14.6. NCBI's taxonomy places the organism in Eukaryota, Metazoa, Arthropoda, Insecta, Diptera, Culicidae. The record is from RefSeq and is a predicted model, not a curated record. The coding region runs from base 145 to 564 and encodes 139 amino acids. Gene Ontology annotation, molecular function: structural constituent of chitin-based larval cuticle. Gene Ontology annotation, cellular component: chitin-based extracellular matrix. The transcript has 2 exons.
ACUGGUGAUAAUUGGACAAUUUCAGAAUGCAAUGACCGUUUUGAGUUGAUUAUAUAAGCGAGGCACAAUGGACAAUAGAUCAUCAGUUCUUGCACUUCCAUUCAUUAGAGAAGAUUUCGAGCUUUACCCAAAUAAGCAAGCAAAAUGUUCCGACUUUUGAUCGUCUCCGCCCUGAUCGCCACGAGCUUCGCUCGCAGCCUCUCAGAAUCGGAAGCUCAUGCCAGCAUUCUGUCCUACAACAACGUCCUGCAAGACGAUGGUCACUACAACUGGGCAUUCGAAACCAGCAACGGAAUUGCAUUCCACGAAGAAGGACUCGGUGCUCAUCAAGCCAACGGAGCUUACUCCUACACUGGCCCAGAUGGCGUCCAAUACCGUGUGAUCUACGUUGCCGAUGAAAAUGGAUUCCGUCCAGAGGGAGCCCAUCUGCCAACUCCUCCACCAACCCCGGAACAUGUGAUCAAGUCUCUGGAGGAGAUCCGUGCCAACCCACCCAAGGACCAGAAGGACUUCAGCCUGGAAGCCCUGGACGCCACCAUCCGACGACUGAAGCAAUAUGCCUAACUAAAUCAAACAAAUUUCAAUUGUUAUCUAUUGUAAGUAGCUAAAAUUGCUGUGUUAGAAAAAUUGUUUAAAUAAAAAUCAU